UCGAUGUUAACGUGAAAUCACUUCUUCUUUUUCUCACCACCACCUUCUCUCCUUCCCUCUUACUCAUCCUAGCUAUAUGGCAUAGUUUGAUCAUUGUGGCUUUUGAAUUUGAUGGGGGAAGAGUGUGAACUAGACUCCAUGAGAAAAUUGCAUAGCUGCUUUCAGUAUUGUGAAAAUUGGUGCUGUUUAAGACAAGAUAGUUCCAAUGGUUACCCUUAAGUGAGAAAGAAGGGGAAAAAAAUAAUAAUAAUUAGCACUCUGCUUGUUCAUCAAAAAUAAGAUCCCAUAUUUAUUAAUAUUCUUUUUAUAACAAUAAAGUGGAGUUGAGUAUCCAGAGAUCCAAUCUUCUAUUUACUUAAUUUUUCUUUCUACUCAUCAUGAAGAGAACUGGAAGCUCAUCAGAUUCUUUAGGACCUCUCAUGACAAUUUGUCCAUCAUCAACAGAGGAGCAGAGUCCGAGGAGCAACCACGUGUACGGGCAUGAUCCAUUGUUCCAGUCGAUGGUGCUUGAUGGUCUAGACGAAGAAGGGUGCACGGUAGAGGAAUCUGGGCACCACUCUGAGAAGAAGCGAAGACUUAGCGUGGAACAAGUGAAAGCGUUGGAGAAGAACUUCGAGGUUGAGAACAAGCUUGAACCAGAGAGGAAGGUGAAGUUAGCACAAGAACUUGGGUUGCAGCCUAGACAGGUGGCGGUUUGGUUCCAGAACCGCCGCGCCAGGUGGAAGACUAAACAGCUUGAGAGAGAUUAUGGCGUUCUUAAAAAUAAUUAUGAUGCUCUUAAGGUUAAUCAUGAUGCACUAAAACAGGACAACGAUGCGUUGCACAAGCAGAUCAAGGAAUUGAAGACAAGGCUCCAAGAAGAGAACACAGCAAGCGAUGUUUCCGUGAAGGAAGAACAGAUAACGAUGCCAGAAUCGCAAGAGAAAUUAUUGGUGAUGAAUGAAGAACACAACACUACUGAUGAAACCUCAAUUCUUGGAUCAGGAUCCAACGUUAACGAUCACCACUUGUACCAUGACAAUUGCUUCAACGACAACAGCGAUCACGGUGUUGUUGCUCUUGGUGCAACAACAACAUCGCCGUCACCGUCACCGUCGUCACCGCCACUCUUCCCUUCAGACUUCAACAAAGACGGUUCUUCCGAUAGCGAUUCAAGUGCGAUCCUAAACGAAGACACCAAAGACGCAAUUUCUUCGUCUGGGGUGCUUCAAAGUAACCACCACUUCCUGAUGUUUUCAGAGUCUCCUGCAUUGAAAUUCAACUGUUCCAUGUUGGCCACUUCGUCUUCCAUGAAUUGCUUCCAGUUCCAGAAACCGCACCAGACUAUGCAAUACGUGAAGAUGGAAGAGCACAAUUUCAUUGGUGCCGCUGAUGAGGCAUGCAAUUUGAUCUUCUCCGAUGAACAAGCACCCACCCUUCAUUGGUACUCUUCAGAUCAGUGGGGUUAAAAAAAUAAAAUGAUGAAGGAAUGUAGCUCCGGAAGUUUUAUUAAUGGUAGAAACUCAGGUGAAGUCGACUUCACGUGAAGUUGAUACCUGAGAGCCGUUAGAUGAUUUGACUAAUUUGAUUAAAUUUUCAUCUAACAACUCUCACGUAUCAACUUCACGUAAAGUCGACUUCACCUGAGUUUUCACGUUUAUUUAUUUGGCCCCAAGAUGAGAGGGAAAAAAGAGUUAUAUCUAUCUGAAAAUUUCAUUGGAGAGAACUCAAGGUCAUAACCACCCGCACAGCCUGCAAUGGCAUGGAGCAAGAAAAGAAAAUAAUUCUAUGAUUGAUAUAUUUGAUGCUAUGAAGAUUCAUCAUAUUAUUGUCAUAGGAUGAAGUGUAAUUCUAGUCACCAAGUGAUGAUUUUGCAAACAAAUACAAAUAGAUUAAUCAUGCAUCUUUCA
Molecule: messenger RNA, 1889 nt
Organism: Arachis stenosperma
Lineage: Eukaryota; Viridiplantae; Streptophyta; Magnoliopsida; Fabales; Fabaceae
Product: homeobox-leucine zipper protein ATHB-6-like
Exons: 3
Coding region: 378-1448 (356 amino acids)
Biological process (GO): positive regulation of DNA-templated transcription
Cellular component (GO): nucleus
Molecular function (GO): DNA-binding transcription factor activity, RNA polymerase II-specific; sequence-specific DNA binding
Source: RefSeq, a predicted model, not a curated record